Molecule: messenger RNA, 7503 nt
Organism: Pipra filicauda (Wire-tailed manakin)
Lineage: Eukaryota; Metazoa; Chordata; Aves; Passeriformes; Pipridae
Gene: DGKH
Product: diacylglycerol kinase eta
Exons: 31
Coding region: 98-3829 (1243 amino acids)
Biological process (GO): lipid phosphorylation; diacylglycerol metabolic process; intracellular signal transduction
Molecular function (GO): protein binding; ATP-dependent diacylglycerol kinase activity
Source: RefSeq, a predicted model, not a curated record
GCAGUGGCAGCGGCGCGAAGGAGGCGCAGCCCGGCGGACCCGGCUCCGCUGCCCGUCGGCGAUCUCCCCGCGGAGGUUGGGGACCUGCUGCGGGGUGAUGGAGGAGCAUGGGUACCCUUCCUAUAGUGCCCGCAGCCCCGCUUGGGAGGAGCUGGAGUCCGGGAAGAUGGCCGGGGCCGAGUCGGGGACGAGCGGCGCUGGGAUCCCGCAGCAGCCCCAGCCUCAACCCCCGGCGGCGGCGGCGGGGCCGGCGGACGACUCGUCGGACAGCGAAGGGGAGCACGAGGGCCCCCAGAAACUCAUCCGGAAAGUGUCCACCUCGGGCCAGAUCCGCAGCAAGACAAGUAUAAAAGAAGGAUUACUACUGAAGCAAACCAGCUCUUUUCAAAGGUGGAAGAAGCGUUAUUUCAAACUUCGAGGUCGUACACUUUAUUAUGCUAAGGAUUCAAAGUCUCUAAUAUUUGAUGAAGUUGACCUGUCAGAUGCAAGCGUAGCUGAAUCGAGCACAAAAAAUGUCAACAACAGCUUCACGAUAAUCACUCCAUUUAGGAGGCUAAUAUUGUGUGCUGAGAACAGAAAAGAAAUGGAGGACUGGAUAAGCUCUCUGAAGUCUGUUCAGUCCAGAGAACACUAUGAGACCGCACAGUUUAAUGUGGAACAUUUCUCAGGGAUGCAUAACUGGUAUGCCUGCUCCCAUGCCCGACCUACCUUCUGUAACGUGUGUAGAGAGAGCCUCUCUGGAGUCACUUCUCACGGCCUGUCUUGUGAAGUGUGUAAGUUUAAAGCACAUAAAAGAUGUGCUGUCCGAGCAACAAAUAACUGCAAAUGGACCACAUUAGCCUCAAUUGGAAAAGACAUCAUUGAAGAUGAAGAUGGCAUAGCUAUGCCUCACCAGUGGUUAGAGGGUAAUCUGCCCGUCAGUGCCAAAUGUGCAGUCUGUGACAAGACUUGUGGCAGUGUUUUACGCCUGCAAGAUUGGAAGUGCCUUUGGUGUAAAGCUAUGGUUCACACUGCCUGUAAAGAUCUCUAUCCUCGUAAAUGUCCACUUGGCCAAUGUAAGGUAUCGAUCAUACCUCCAACAGCACUAAACAGUAUAGAUUCCGAUGGUUUCUGGAAAGCCACAUGCCCGCCAUCCUGUGCCAGUCCUCUUUUAGUUUUUGUUAACUCAAAGAGUGGAGACAAUCAGGGAGUAAAGUUUCUUCGUCGAUUCAAACAGUCGUUAAAUCCAGCUCAGGUGUUCGAUUUAAUGAAUGGAGGACCUCACUUAGGUUUGCGGUUAUUUCAGAAGUUUGACAACUUCAGGAUUCUUGUGUGUGGUGGCGAUGGAAGCGUGGGUUGGGUCUUGUCAGAAAUUGAUAAGCUCAGCUUGCACAAGCAGUGUCAGUUAGGAGUGUUACCCCUUGGUACCGGAAACGACCUUGCUCGUGUCCUUGGUUGGGGAGGAUCCUGUGAUGAUGAUACGCAGCUUCCUCAGAUUUUGGAAAAACUAGAACGAGCCAGCACGAAAAUGUUAGACAGGUGGAGUAUAAUGUCAUAUGAACUGAAAUUACCAGCAAAGCCUUCUAUUCUUCCAAUGUCUGCAGAAGAGUCAGAGGAGUGCCAGAUAUCUGCUUAUGAGGACUCAGUUGCUGCUCAUCUUGCAAAAAUUCUCAAUUCUGAUCAGCACUCAGUUGUCAUAUCAUCUGCCAAAAUAUUAUGUGAAACUGUAAAGGACUUUGUUGCCAAAAUAGGGAAGACUUACGAAAAACCAAUGGAAAAUGCAGAGGAAGCUGAUGCCAUGGCCAUUAAAUGCUCAGAAUUAAAUGAGAAGCUAGACCUAUUGCUCCAGGCACUUCACACAGAAGCCCAGGCUGAUCCCAUUCUCCCAGGCAUUGCUCCCCCCAUUGUGGAAGAAGAAGCAGAGGAGUUUUCAAGUGAAGAAUCCUUUUCUGAAAGUAAAGAGCAGUUAGUGGAGUGUGUCUCAAAGUCUUCCACCCAGAAACUCUUCAAAUCGAGGGAACAGUUAAUGCUUCGAGCAAACAGCUUGAAGAAGGCUGUGAGGCAGAUCAUUGAACAAGCAGAAAAAGUUGUGGAUGAGCAGAAUGCUCACAGCGAAGAACAAGUGAAUCAAUCUCCAGUAGAAUACAGCAAAGAAUUGGAUGAAUCCAAGGAAGAGGAAAAAGAGGAAGAUACAAAGGAACUUGAGUCCCCAUCAACUAAAACCGCACCAAGAUCUCCCGAUCGACGCACAAGCCGAGGUAUCCAUUCUCAGACAGGUUCCUUCUCUGCUCCAGCUUUGGCUACAAGCAAGGAAAACCUCCCAGUACUUAACACGAGGAUUAUCUGCCCAGGUUUGAGGGCUGGUCUAGCUGCUUCCAUUGCAGGAAGUUCAAUUAUUAGCAAAAUGUUGCUAGCAAACAUCGAUCCAUUUGGUGCUACGCCGUUUAUUGACCCGGAUCCAGAUUCCCUGGAGGGAUAUUCAGAAAAAUGUGUCAUGAACAACUACUUUGGAAUUGGGUUAGAUGCAAAAAUUUCACUAGAAUUUAAUAACAAGCGAGAAGAACACCCUGAAAAGUGCAGAAGUCGGACGAAAAACAUGAUGUGGUAUGGAGUUCUUGGCACAAAAGAGCUACUGCAGAGAACUUACAAGAACUUAGAACAAAAAGUUCAACUUGAGUGUGAUGGACAGUACAUCCCUCUUCCAAGCCUGCAGGGCAUAGCUGUGCUAAACAUUCCCAGCUAUGCUGGUGGAACUAAUUUCUGGGGUGGAACCAAAGAAGAUGAUAUAUUUGGGGCUCCAUCGUUUGAUGAUAAAAUCUUAGAAGUUGUUGCAGUAUUUGGCAGCAUGCAGAUGGCAGUCUCAAGAGUCAUCAAACUGCAGCACCAUAGGAUCGCUCAGUGUCGGUCAGUAAAGAUCACCAUACUUGGUGAUGAAGGGGUUCCAGUGCAAGUCGAUGGAGAGGCAUGGAUCCAGCCCCCAGGAGUUAUUAAGAUCAUACAUAAAAACAGAGCUCAGAUGCUAACACGAGACAGAGCCUUUGAAAACACCCUGAAGUCUUGGGAAGACAAACAGAAGUAUGAUUCCUGUAAACCUGUCAUUCGAUCUCCCUUGUACCCUCAGCAAGCUGUUGAGUUGGCUACAGAUGAAGAAGUUGCACAGAUCCAGCUGUGCUCACAAGCUGCAGAAGAACUUAUUACCAGGAUCUGUGAAGCAGCAAAAAUACAUGGCCUCUUGGAGCAGGAGCUUGCUCAUGCUGUUAAUGCAUGUUCACAUGCAUUAAAUAAAGCCAACCCAAGGUUUCCUGAGAGCCUUACCAGAAACACUGCCAUGGAGAUAGCUGUCAAUGUGAAGGCCUUGCAUAAUGAAACGGAAUCUCUGCUGGUAGGAAGAGUUCCUUUGCAGUUAGAAGCUCCCCAUGAAGAACUGUUGUCUGAUGCUUUGCACAGUGUGGAAAUAGAGUUGCGAAAACUUGCUGAGAUUCCUUGGCUUUAUUAUGUUUUUCAACCAAAUGAUGAUGAGGAUCCCCCUCUGGAUUAUACUAAAAGAAACAACAGAAGUACAGUGUUUCGUAUAGUGCCAAAGUUUAAAAAAGAAAAAGUUCAGAAGCAUAAGAGCAGCUCUCAGCCUGUUCAAAAAUGGGGCACAGAUGAAGUUGCUGCUUGGCUGGAUCUGCUCAGUUUGGGAGAGUACAAAGAAAUCUUCAUCAGCCAUGACAUCCGAGGCUCUGAGCUUUUACAUCUGGAAAGGCGAGAUCUUAAGGACCUGGGGAUAACGAAAGUGGGUCAUAUGAAGCGAAUUCUCCAGGGAAUUAAAGAGCUCGGCAAGAACACCCCUUUGUCUGAAGUGUAAUUAUGCUGGUGCUUUCCUUAGAGGGAGAAGGGAAAGUUGCUGGAGAAGCAGAGCUGUUGCAGGCACUUAGCUGUCUUUUUAGUUUACUCUAUGGAAGAAGAAGCACUGGUGUUUGUACAGGUUAGCAUCUCUGAAUUCUUGUGUGGUGAAGAACUUGCUGCAAGAGUAUGAAAGGAUUUGUGCCAAAAUAAAAAAAAAAAGGAAAAGAUGAUAUGUUCUGCGAAGACAUUUUCUUGAUGUGCAGAUUGGCCAGUUUGGAUAAGCCCAGUUUGGUAAAUCGAUUGGUUGGUGGUGAACUGCACUGACUGGAAAAUAUAAUCAAGAAAUGAUUGCUUUGCUUACAUGCAGCUCAGUAUGCCUCUCUUUAUGCUGCAGCAAGAUGCCACUGUACAGCAUGAGGUCAUCCAGUUAUCCUUCCGAGGCACAGCUUCGUAAAACCUCCUGUGCAGGAGACCAAGAGGUUUUGAAGGUUCAACACGUGUGCCUGGCAGUGCCGCAGGUAUCCAGCACUUGCUGGCCACACAGAAGGGAGAAGACACCUUGUGAUACCAUGAAUGCAAACUAUAAUGCAUGGUGUGCCUGCCUGAAUUGUCUGUUGUUCUGUUGCAUGACACAUCUGAUACUUUAAACACUUGAACAACUUUUAUAUCAGUUUGAAUGAGAUUUAAUUUAUUACUACUUGAGUGUCUUUAUUUUAUUUUUUUUUUCAGUUUCAGGCACUUUCUAUUCCUCAGUGUUGUGUUUUGCCUAAAAUGUGUUCUACGGCAAAGGGUGUGGAAACUUAGCAUUUAUGCCAUAUUCAGCAGAUUAUAUAUGAUUGAAAUACUGUACAGUUAGAUUUUUAAAUAUAUCAUGUACAGAAGGUUUAUCAGGUAACUAACUUAUGAGAAUUUUUGAAAGACCGGUACCUCACAAAAAUAUCAAUUGGCUUCCUGCAUGGAAAAUGAUAAUAAAUUUUCUCAUGGUGCAUUUUAAUAUAGUUAUUCAGUUGUCUUAAACAUCUGUAGCAUAUUUGAACUUUUAGGCACUAAUGGUUUUAUUUACUGUAUUGUUCAAAAAGCAGGUUAAAAGACUAAUGAAAUUUUUUACCAGAAAAUUUAAUUUUAUUUAUCAUACAUACAAAGAGAUUUAAAAUGUAGCAGCUGAUUUGAUUUUUGUGGGGUAAGCUUUUACUCAUUACUAAUUAACUAUUAAUUUAAAAACACAUCUGUGCAUUUCUUUAAAAAGGCAUCAGUUUGUUUCUUGACAGCACUCCUACAUCAGUAGACCAUAAAAAAAUUAGGAAAAUCCGAACUCUUAAGGUUUUACACUAUGCAUGCUAAGAUGAAUCACAUGUAAGACAGUAAUCCAUGAGAGUAAACAGCUUAAAAAAAUGAAAACAAUGUUUGUUUAGAAAUUGCGCUAGACCAGAGUUUGUAAGGUUAUUUACAGUUUACUUAAAUGAAACAUAGGUUCAUAAUUGAAUUUCCUGGUUAAUUUUUCACAGAAGUAUUAAUCCAGUAGAAAAAUAAUUUUCAGAUAUCUCCAAAAAAAAUCCUACUUAGAUUUUUGAGGUGAGAUGACAUUGCACCACCUGACAGAAAAGUUGCACAGAAUUGCUGUCUCCUUGCUGUUCCUAGCAAUGUGUCAUUUCAGCACAAGGAGCACACUUGACUUUUACUUAAUUGAGUAGCUUUAAUGUUUCUUGCACGUUAAAGAGUAUCUUAAUAUCUAUGUCUGUUUUCCUCAUGAGUAAUGUUUCAUUUGUUUUUUGCCAAAGCUUAUUUCCUCUGUAUAAAGGGGCCAAUGUCAAGUACUGCAUCCUGGUUUUGCCCUCCACUUCUCAUGCAAAUGCUUAGACUUGGUCCUUGGCAAGUAGACAGGACCCAUCCCCUGGAAAGUAAAAUCUAGUCUCCUCAUUGUUUUAUGGGAAAAAAAAUCAAAAGGAGCAAAACAGGCUUAAUUUAUAUCCAACUGUAUUUUUUUGUGCUCUUGCUGCUGUAGGUUCAGCAGGCACCACUCUGGGAUCUCUGUGUAUAUAACUAUUCUGGUAAACAAACAAAAGUAAAAAGCUAUGUUCUGUUAUGUUUUCCAUAAAAAACAAACCAAAAUGCUUUUGCCAAAUGAUAUGAUUUUCAUGGUGUUGUAUGAAAAUCAUAUGCAAAAAAUGGAAAGUUAUGUAAACGAUGGCAAGUUUGUGGGGGGUUUUUUUGUUUGGGUUUUUUUUGUUGGUUUUUUUUAUUUUGAUGUACUUGAUAUUCACCCAUUUAAGGAUGUUCAGAUGUCAUCUGUCAAGUCUUCAUGAGUUUUAUUUCCUUUUCUCUUUGGUUCUCCAUAUGCUUACUGUAUUUUAAUGUGUGGCAGCAUUCUAGUAUAUUGACGUUACAGUAGACUACGUAGUUAAUCUUCCUGGUCAAUUCAAGGACAUAAUAUAUAGAAGAACUUCCUUUGCUUUCCUGAUUGUAGGAUGUGAUUUCUUUACAACUUUCAGCCUUGCUAUGUGCAAUGCAUUAAGACAGGCUAUGGAACAGGAUCUCUUCAGGUCACUGUAGAAGUGUAUGCUGAGUAUCUUAAAAAAUGGGAGCUGCUUUUAGGCAAGGAAAAUGGGCAAAUGUUGUUUGUAACAACUUUCUUAUGACACUCCUCAAAUUACCUCAGUAUAGGACAACUGAUCAAUGAUCUAUGUAUAGUUCAUUUUUCUAAAUGACCACCAAAGAAUUUAACUUUGAUUGUCCUAAGCAGGUCUUUUUUAAUGCAUGAGUAGAAAAAAAAAAACUGCAUCAUUUAUGCUGUAUUUAUUAGAUGCCCAGGAGAGCAAAUUUUAUGCAACUCUAUGCCUUAGACUUGUGUUGGCUAUGAAGUGCAAAUGCAUCUGACAGGGAGGCUCAAAAUAUUUAAUGGGGGUUCUCUGCUGAGGUCAUGGAUUUUAAUUGUGUUUUCUAAAGACACAACUGUGGCUUUUCUAAAGACACAGUGUUACUCUCUCAUGAUUAUUCUAAUUUCCAAGUAUUGGGUUUUUUCCCUACUGCUGUAAAAGUUCCAGCUCCUAGAACUAAGAACAUAAAUAGCUACAUAUUUUAAUGAACGGUAUUCUUUCUAAUUUAAUCUUGAUGUUAAAAAUGCUUCAAAGCAUGCAUCCCAGUAUUUCAACAGAACUAAGGUAAACACAUCCCUAAAAGCAGUUAGUUGUUUAGAAAACAAGUUAUCAUAAUAGAUCUUGUGAAGCCUGAUUUAGCAUGCUAGAUUUAUGAAGACUAUCACUAUACAAAGUUUACUGGGUGAAAUUUUUUUCCUGCUAGGUAAAUACAUGUGAUUUAUGUGGUCAGUCAGCAUAUGUUAAAAUAUGAAAGGAAUACAGAGUAAUCUGAAUUUUUUUGGAGUGGAUGAUGAUAUUCAUAUAGAUGAAAAGCUCAACAUCUCAGAGAGGGGAAGAUGAGAAAUGCAUGUUUUAAAAUGGCAGCAGGUUACAAAAUGCAUGUUUCUGUUUUGUCAUUUUCAAAUAGUAUUUUCCCAGUUCACUGGAUUCAAUUGCCGUAGCAACUUCUGAUUUGGGUCAUGCAAAUUUUGCCUUUGUAAUGCCUAAUACCUUCUUCUUAGAAAUGGAAUGAAGUCAAGCAAACUUGUGGUUGUAGGUGUUGGGGAUUUUUUACAAUACUUUAAAGAAAAACAAAAAUUAGUUUUUCUUAUAUAAUGGG